Molecule: messenger RNA, 2817 nt
Organism: Parathielavia appendiculata
Lineage: Eukaryota; Fungi; Ascomycota; Sordariomycetes; Sordariales; Chaetomiaceae
Product: glycoside hydrolase family 31 protein
Exons: 1
Coding region: 176-2689 (837 amino acids)
Biological process (GO): carbohydrate metabolic process
Molecular function (GO): hydrolase activity, hydrolyzing O-glycosyl compounds
Source: RefSeq, a predicted model, not a curated record
CUGGAAGUUCAAGCUCUGGGCUUGAAUAAUAUUCAGUCUGAACCCAACAUCUCCGUCUCAAGUUGACUUGGGAUACGUAGCAAAGUUGGGGUUCUCCAUUUUCUUUGUUCUUUUAAUGAAAUCCGCCAUUUUCCGAUUUUCAGGUCCGCUUCUAUUCCAAGUCACUUAACCUACAAUGGCCGACUACCGGUACACGUUCCCCAACAGACCAGCAACCAACCCCAAGGCCAUUGUCCAAGGGUCGCAUUACCGCUUCAGCGUUUUGACCGACCGGCUGCUCCGCUACGAAUGGUCCGAGGACGGCGGCUUUGAGGACCGCGUGUCCACGUUUGCGCUCUUCAGGUGGUUCGAUGCCCCGCACUACCGCGUGGUGGAAUCAAAGAACGCCCUGGAGAUCAUCACGGAUCAUUUCCAUCUCAAAUACGACAAGCGGGAGUUCUCUUCGUCGGGUCUCUCCGUCACAGUCGGCAAAGAUGUUUGGCACUACGACGGCAAGAGCUACGGCGACCUGGGCGGCACUGCCAGGACCUUGGAUGGCGCUUACGGCCGCGUGGACCUGGAACCAGGCGUUCUCUCGCGCAAGGCCUACGCCGUCCUCGACGACAGCAAGUCAAUGCUAUUCGAGGACGGUUGGAUCGCCACACGGCGACCUGGCCGCAUUGACGGCUAUGUCUUUGCUUACAAUGGGGACCACAAGGCGGCAAUCAGGGAUUUUUACCGCAUCUCCGGAAGCCAGCCCGUUCUCCCUCGCUGGACGCUUGGAAACUGGUGGUCACGAUACCAUGAAUACUCAGCCAGCGAGUAUCUCGAGCUCAUGGACCACUUCAAGCGCGAGGGCAUCCCACUCAAUGUUGGCGUGGUCGACAUGGACUGGCACAAGGUCAACCUCCCGCCGGGAUACGGCUCGGGAUGGACCGGGUACAGCUGGAACCGCGACCUCUUCCCAGACCCGGAGGGAUUCCUGAAGGAACUGCACAGACGGAAUCUCAAGGUGACCCUCAACGACCAUCCGGCCGACGGCAUUCGGGCCUUUGAGGAUCUGUACGAGGCGGUCGCCAAGGCUCUGAACCGUGAUCCCUCGAAAGGAGAGCCGAUCGACUUUGACUGCACCGACCGCAAGUUCCUUGACGCCUACUUUGACGUUCUCAAGCUGGCACUCGAGAAGCAGGGCGUCGACUUCUGGUGGAUCGACUGGCAGCAGGGCAACCGGACCAAGAUUCCCGGCGUGGACCCCCUCUGGGUGCUCAACCACUACCACUAUCUCACCAGCAAGCGCAGUCUCCAAACCCUGCAGCGGCCGUUGACCUUCUCCCGCUAUGCAGGCGCCGGCUCACACCGGUACCCGAUUGGCUUCUCGGGCGACCAGCAAACCACGUGGGAGGGCCUCGAGUUCCAACCCGAGUUCACCGCGACGGCCUCCAACAUUGGCUACGGUUGGUGGAGCCACGACAUUGGCGGGCACUGGGGCGGCGUCCGGUCCAACCAGCUCAACGUCCGCUGGGUGCAGCUCGGAUGCUUCUCCCCGAUCCUGCGGCUACACUCGAACAAGAGCCCCUGGAACUCCCGGGAGCCGUGGAACUACGAGAAGGAGGCAUCCAAGACCAUCAAGGACUUUCUCAUCCUCCGCCACCGCCUGAUCCCCUUUCUCUACACCAUGAACAUCCGCGCCAGCUACGAGAACGAGCCGCUGAUCCAGCCCAUGUACUGGAACCACAACGACGCCGCCGAGGCCUACACGGUCCCGACGCAGUACUACUUCGGGCCGGACCUCAUCGUCGCGCCCAUCACCUCCCCGACCAGCCCCACCACGCUGCUGGGCGGCGUGCGCGCCUGGCUGCCGCCGGGCCGCCGCUACGUCGACCUGCUGCACCCGCACCACCUCGUCUAUGACGGCGGCCGGUACAUGCACCUGCACCGCGACCUCUCGCACAUCCCCGUCCUCGCCCCGGAGGGCACCAUCCUCCCGCUCGACAGCUCCGCCAAGCUGGCCAACGGCUCCCCGCGGCCGACCGACAUCACUCUCCUCCUCGUCGUCGGCAAGGACGCGCACUUUGAGCUGGUCGAAGAGCCCGAACACGACCUCGACCUCUCGGGCGACGAGGAACGGCCCGCUCUCAGCUCCUACGUCCGCACGCCCAUUACAUGGAACCAGGCCGAGGGCCUGCUGACCAUCGGACCGGAGUGGAACAACGGCUCGGGCAGGGCAAAGUGGCGGCAGUGGCACGUCAAACUGGUGGGCCACACGGGCAGCGACGUGGCCGCGGCCGUGCCCGGGUUCCGCGUUACGCGCGACCCGGACGAGGGGUGCACCACGGUGGCGCUGGGAAAUGUGCACCGGUGGAGCCCGGAGGAGGGGUUCGAGAUUGCGCUCGGCAGGGACCUGCAGCUGGACGUGGUGGAUGUGGAGGCGAGGGUGUUUGAGGUGUUGCAUCGGUGUGAGAUGCUAUAUGAGCUCAAGGAUCCCGUGUGGGAUGCUGUGAGGGGUUCGUCCGAGGGGGAUGUCAAGGCGAGGGUGGAGAAGCUGCAUGGGUUGAAGGUGGAUGCAGCUCUGAAGAAUGCGGUUAUGGAGAUUUGGGCGGCGGAUGGACGAUCGAAAGGCAGCGCUAAGGGACAUGAGAUUUGGGCGGAUGCGAAGGGAGUUGCAGUCGAGAGUCUGGAGCAGGUGUUGAAGGAGUAUGUAAUUGUGUAAGCGUGCGUGCAAAGGGGUAUGUAUGACUUACUCGGUGGUUCUCGCUUUCGCCUUUGGUAGCUCAGAUUCCUGUGUAUUGGAAGUCGAUGGAUAUUGUAUACGCAAUGCUAUAGUACUUCUCAUUCCAU